This is a messenger RNA of Cucurbita pepo subsp. pepo (vegetable marrow), 1399 nucleotides long. Its product is annotated as plant/protein. Lineage: Eukaryota; Viridiplantae; Streptophyta; Magnoliopsida; Cucurbitales; Cucurbitaceae. The record is from RefSeq and is a predicted model, not a curated record.
UCUCCACACCACUUUCCCCUGUCUCUAUCUCUCUCUCUCUCUCUCUCUCUCUCUCUGUUUUCUAGGGCUUCUCUGCAAUGAAGGCAUUGGUGGUGGUGGUGGUGGUGGUCCUCUUAGCCGUCUGGUUUCCGGUUGAUGGCGGCGCCGCGGCGGUGAAGGUGGGGAAUGUUUCCAAGGUGGAAGAUGCGGUGAACUUCAGGAUUUAUUAUGGACAGUCGUUUAAAGUUAUUAAGAACGCCAUUGAUGGCAACAGCUACCUUCUCAUUCAGAAUAAUUCUAAGAUGGCUGGAAGAACAAAGUACUGCACUUCAAGGAUCAAAUCUUACGUCAUUCCUUUGAAUAAUUACUCCAUUGAUACCCAUCUCUUCCCAGUUUCCUUCUUCGAGCUUCUAGGGUUAGUGGGUAACUUGAAGGCCAUAACGUCGGAGAGGGUGACGUCAGAGUGCGUAUUGAAGCAAUAUGAAAAAGGGGAAAUUCAGAUUAUAAAUAAAACGGAAACCCAACAGCUGGCACAGUUUGCAGCUCACUUUAUUGCUGACGUGGACCAACCACAGUCCUGCAAUUUCGCCACCUUUCUUCCUUCCUCCGAGGAUACGCCUUUGCAAAGAGCAGAGUGGAUAAAGUUCUUGGGAGUUUUUGCAAACCUUGAAGCAAGAGCCACUCAAAUUUACUCUGCGAUGAAGGAAAAUUACAUGUGCCUGAAGAACAUAGCAACCACCAGAAAGAGUUUCAAACCCAUUGUUGCUUGGAUGGGUUACUCCGAUGGCACGUGGUCUUUCACAAAGGAUGCUUACAAGCUUAAGUACAUAGAAGAUGCGGGAGGAGAGAAUGUGGAUGACUCUAUCAACAAAAUCACGUACAACGUCUCAAAUCCUGACGACUUAGAUGCCUUUCAUGGCAUUCUAUGCACGGUAGAGGUGAUCAUCGAUGAAACGUUUACAUUAGACCCAACAGUGUACAACAUGUCCACGUUUCUCGAAUUGAUCAACAUUCAAGACCAAUCUUGCCUCUCGUUUCUUUCUACUCAGAGCAUUUGGCGAUUCGAUAAACGAUUUCUCGACUCCACGACUCUCGAUUGGUUGGAUGGAGCAAUGUCACAGCCGCAGUUGGUAUUGGCAGACGUCAUACACAUUUUGUUCUCUAUGCCCAAUUACACUACCACCUAUUUUAGGAACUUGGCUAAGGAGGGAGUUAGACGCAUUAGUUCAGAAAUGUGUGGGAGGGAGAGUUCGUCUGCAUUGGAGCCCACCAUCAUAGCGUGUGAAUGAUUUUACCCUCUCUUUUCAUUUCUUAAUUUUCACCUUCCAUUUCUAUCUCAUAUUUAGCAUAAUAUUUUUGGAUGUAACCCUUUUUUUUUAUAUAAUGAAAAGUUGAAGAAUACUGUAUUUUUCUUCCAUAA